Penicillium maclennaniae is the source of this 1857-nucleotide messenger RNA. RefSeq names its product phosphatidylinositol-3-phosphate-binding ubiquitin-protein ligase. Gene Ontology annotation, molecular function: metal ion binding. NCBI's taxonomy places the organism in Eukaryota, Fungi, Ascomycota, Eurotiomycetes, Eurotiales, Aspergillaceae. Bases 1 to 1857 code for a protein of 618 amino acids. The record is from RefSeq and is a predicted model, not a curated record. The transcript has a single exon.
AUGUCUGGCUCCAAUUCUGCAUCAUUACCGACCCACACGACAGGUCCCUUCUCCGCCGACGAGAGUGUUGGUUCCCAAAUUCGUGAAUAUAAUGAAGACUUGAGCGCUGGACGCCAGUCGGAUCUUGAAGUUGCAGACGAUCGAAACUUUCAAGGUGGGGAAAAUUCAGGGGCUGUAAAUCUCCGUGGAGGCACACAGGAUAUGGAGGAAGAGUCGGAAUUUUCCAGACCAACGGGCCACCCCGAUGUGGCGUCAUCAAGGGCAGGACCCAUGAUUGAUCUCACCAGACCGAUGCCUUCACACCCAGCAAGACACCGUAAGCGACGGAUGGUAAGUCUUGGCGAGAAUCCACGUCUGCAACGUACUCGCUCCGGAGAAGCACCCUCUCGCGAGGGCAAUCCUCAAGAGGCGAUCCCACAUCGAUCAAUAUCAAUGAUUGUCCCGUCCUCAAGGGCUGCCUCUUCCACCGUUGGGUCCUCUUAUGCCACAGCAAUCGACAUAACAUCUUCUCCGCCUGAUCAAGGCCACGAUGCUUCGCUCUCGCGCGAGGAACCAGGUCACCCACACCAUUCAGCUGAAGGGACUCCUCUUGGCGCGGGAAAUGCAGGGUCACCAAUGUCUUCGAGGCGGGCAUCAAGACAGUCUGUCUUGACAAACCGGGAUAUGUCUGAUUUCUUCGGACAUGGUCCAGAGUUGUCAGCAGGGCAAAGGAGCACCAGUCAAUACGAUGAGAACCUUGAAAGGGAAACAGAGUUACCCAGGUGGCAGCCUGAUUCAGAAGUCACGGAGUGCCCGAUAUGCGGCACAGUAUUUAAGCUCUGGUAUCGGAAACAUCAUUGCCGGAAGUGCGGGCGCGUCGUUUGUGCUGCUUGCUCUCCACAUCGGAUUACCAUCCCCAGGCAGUACAUUGUGCGUCCACCCGACUCUUCUUCAAUGCCCACGUCUCCGCCAAUACCUCUACCCCGCCAAAUUGUUGAUCUUACUGGAGAAGAGCCUGUGUCUUCAUCACUUAUAAAUCCUGCUCUGGGGGGUGGUGAGGAAGUACGACUCUGCAACCCCUGCGUCCCCGACCCAAAUCCUCAUCCAUUAAAUUACACGCCUGUACGGCCUCACGGUCACCGGUCGACCCAGUCACUCUCUUCUACGAUGCUUCCGCUCUCUGCGCAUCAUUUUGCUAUACGUCCAGUAAGUCGGUGUUGUUUCUUCGAGCCGAUACAUCAAGCUCACAAUCCUUGCAGGACGACACUCGCCAGGAACGACGCCCGAGUGAAUCGUACCGCCGUCUAUCGCUGCGCCAGGAACUUGUUCACGAUAGCCGUCAUCCCUACCCCUACGAUCAGGGUCGAGUUCAUGAGGAUGAGAUUCGCCGGGGCAGUCGUCGAUUCACCGGCCCCCCCUGCCAUGCACGUUUCUGGUGCCGCUCGGCCUGCACCAGCACAAAGCACCUCCACCAGGAGAGCCCCUCCUCCUGUAAGCGAGCGCGACCUAUGCCCGAUAUGCGGCGCCCUCUUCCCUCCUCUCAGCGCCGACGCACCACCUGCGUCUCGAGAGGCCCAUAUUGUGCAAUGUAUCGAAAGCCGUGUCUCACCCGCCCCACAGGAUUCCUCGGCAUUGAGUCCUUCGGUGUUGAGUCCGUCCCCCGCCUCUGCAGUCGCCCGUAUGGUCACAUUCAUAGCCACGGAGAAGGAUUGUCUUAGCGGACCCAGUGAACCGGCAGAGUGCUCGAUCUGUAUGGAGGACUAUGAGGUUGGCCAGGACCUUGUCCGUCUUGAGUGCCUGUGCAAAUUUCACAGGGGAUGUAUCGUUGACUGGUUCAAGCGGAAGCCGGAGUGCCCAUUGCAUAAGGUGUCCUCCUAA